Molecule: messenger RNA, 1984 nt
Organism: Sorex fumeus (smoky shrew)
Lineage: Eukaryota; Metazoa; Chordata; Mammalia; Eulipotyphla; Soricidae
Gene: CFAP100
Product: cilia and flagella associated protein 100
Exons: 16
Coding region: 63-1976 (637 amino acids)
Cellular component (GO): ciliary basal body
Source: RefSeq, a predicted model, not a curated record
CCCACCCGGGUGCUUGUGUUCUUGGGACUGGAAGAAAAGUUGCUGGACUGGAGGAGGGGACAAUGUUGCAAGGAGACCUCCGGCCAGCAGGUUGGACUCUCCCAGAGCAAGUGUCAGGUGCUCCAGCCAACCUUUGUUCUGCCCAGACGUUCAGGAUGCUGUCUCCGGCCUUGGUGCUCAAGGAGAAGCCCUCCGAUGAGAACAUCCCGGAAUCUUUAGACAGUUUUUCAGCCUCGGAAGAGAAGAAAGAGACAAAUGUGGGAAAAAGGAAAGGGGUUAAGUUCGUUGCUGAUCGUUCCUCUAAUCCUUUCUACCUUUCUGAGACCAUGGAUGUCUUCUCAUAUAGAGAACAGGAAUGGAAGAGGAUUCGCGCAGAGCGGAUUCAGAAGCGGAGCCAGUCGGUGCAGGAGAAGAAGACGCUGUCGUCCAAGACGCUCCCCAAGCACUCGGACCUAAAACGCGAGCUGCAGCAGCAGGACCGGCAGGACCACGAGGAGAUGCGCGCCGAGGCCGAGAGGCAGCGAACCUUCCAGCAGAACACGCUCUGGAAGCUCCUCAUGACCAAAGAAAAGAAAACUGAAUCGGAGGACAUCAACAAGUACAUUGAGCGCAAGCGGCAGAUGUUCCUCCUCCAGUAUGCCCUGGAUAUGAAGCGGAAUGAGAUCCAGCGGAUGGAGAUGCUGAUGAGCAAGGAGGAGGAGGAGCUGGUGAGGGCCGAGAAGUCCCUGGAGAAGGACGCGUCCCUGUUUGAUGAAUUCCUGCGGGACAAUGACUGCAGCUCCGUGCAGGCGCUGAAAGUGGCUGAGAAGGAGACCAAAGCCAAGAUGGAGAAGAUCAUUGAGAUCCGGGAUCUGACAGUGCAGAUGUUGAAUAUCAAAAGUGAAAUGUCCAAAUUUGAGGAUACACUCCAGCAGUACAAAGUCUACAAGGAAUUCCUAUACAAGCUGUCACCCCGGGAAUGGCUGGAAGAGCGGAAGAAGAAGCACCCGCUGGUCAAGUUGUCCCGAGAGAAGAUCCCAUCAGAUGCCAAGGCCAAAGUGGAGUCGAAGAGCGGGUCGCUCUUGCAGCUGGAUCCUGCCCCGCUUCUGCUGUCAGCAGACAGGAAGAGCUCCAAGAGGCUCCUGAAGCGCUCACAGCAGCCCCACAGCAGCCUGGGCAAGUUCACCCUGCAGAGCAACCUGUCCUCGCCCAGUUCCAAGUCCAGCCAGUUGGACAUGAAGUUGUCUGGCUCCUCCACCCUCCAUUUGCCAGAAGAAAGGGAGAGCGAUGAAGAGGAGCUGGAUCUGUAUUUCACCGAGCCCAAGCAGCUCCUGGAUAUCUUCGUGGUCCUGGAGGAGCAGAACCUCUCUCUGAUCCAGAACACUCAGGAGAUGCAGGAGACCCUGGACGACCUAGGAUUCACCAUGAGAAACACCAGAAUUCGCAUGGACAAGGAGAUCAAGCAGCUGAAGGAGUGGAUGAAGACGCUGAUGGAGUCCAUCAACAAGGAGGAGGAAAUGGCGGCUAACCUCCAGCUCAAGGCCCGAGUCUUCUACUAUGGUGAAUACAAAGGCGGCCAGGAGGACAGGCUGCUGGAGAGCCUGAACCGCAAGGUGUUGUCCGUGUACAAGCACUGCAUCGGCAGCAGUCAGGAGACCAACCUGGGCACCCUGCAGAUGCUCACUGUCAUCGAGCACCAGCUCCACGAGCUGCUCGAGAACCUGGAGCGCAUGCCCCCCUCCAAGGUGGAGCAGGCUGAGAUGGCCAAGGAGAAGGAGCGGCGUCAGAGGGCCCGAGAGGAGAAGAUCCGGCAGCAGAAGCUGCAGCAGGAGGAGCGGCUGGCGCGGUUCCAGGCACGGUCCCAGGCGGAGAUCAAGAAGAAGGAAGGCAGGCGGCUGGUGUACCGUUCUAAGCCCCUGGAGGUGAAAGCCAAGGAGGUGGCCCCGCAGGAAUGGGUUGACAAGGAAAAGGAGGAGCUGCUGUUCUUCUUCACGUAGCAGGACGG